AUGACGUGGGCCCGGCGCGGUGAUGAAAUUCCAGAAGCAGCAUGCUUUCCAGGCCAUCCUGGACUGCGCCUAGCGCCUGAACCUUGGGAGCUGGCCGAUUUAGUCACUUUGCCAUACAGCUGCCCGGCGAAUGAGUUGUUUCAGGGACCGGGCACGGCUGUCAUGCGCAAGGGUCUAGAUGGAAGCGGAUCCGGUGAUAAGAGCGCUGAGGAGACUCUUCGGCGACGCCAUCACGGCUGCGGAGCGUUGGGCUACAUGAUAUCCGUAGAUAGACUGUCGAGUGGUGGAGUGAAGCUAUACCAAGGCACCCUGGGGAAAUCUCGGAAGACUACCACGGGAGGUUGCCAGCCAAACCCCACCGACCAUCUGCCCCUGAUAGGGCCAGUGCGGAUGGUCUACGUAACAGAGUCU
This is a messenger RNA of Aspergillus sclerotioniger CBS 115572, 411 nucleotides long. RefSeq lists its product as uncharacterized. The transcript is spliced from 2 exons. NCBI's taxonomy places the organism in Eukaryota, Fungi, Ascomycota, Eurotiomycetes, Eurotiales, Aspergillaceae. The record is from RefSeq and is a predicted model, not a curated record. The annotation marks the transcript as partial.